UCUUCAUACUUCAAAUUCAAAUUCUCAAACUUUCUUUUUCAAUUUUCAAAGUUAAAUUUAUCUUACUUUUGUUUCUAUUAAUUAUCAUUUAUCAUUAUUUAUAAUGAGUUAGCGUAUCAUAUAUAAGCACUUUCUUUUCCCUUCUUACGCUUUUCUAAUUUAUAUUAUUAACAUUGUCAUUAUUUUGUUAAAGUAAUGUCAAAUACUGUUGGUAUUAAAAAUAAAGUUUUAAAACUACAGAGUUCACAAAUAGCACGAAAUGGGACCCACAAAAAAGAUAAAAAGGAUAGAGGAGAUCAAUUUUCCUGUUCAGACGAUCAAGAAAAUCAACAAAUAAACGAAUUGGUACAAAAGCUACCAAAAUUAAAUAGUAUAUUUGAAGUUCACCGCAAAAUAGGGGAAGGGACUUUCAGUUCUGUUUACCUUGGCUCACUGCGGCAACAUGCCAAUCUACCAGAUGGACAAAAGCGUUUGUUUGCUAUAAAACACUUAGUUCCUACAGCUCAUCCGGCUAGGGUUGAACAUGAACUCAAAUGCCUACAAGACAUGGGUGGCAGGCACAAUGUGAUAGGUGUGGAAUUAUGUUUAAGGCAAUUAGACACUAUUGUUUUUAUUAUGCCAUACAUACCUCAUAGAAAAUUUGCAGAAUAUAUGGAUGAUAUGGACAGAGAGGAGGUGUCUCGUUACUUGCAUGCAUUGCUGAUAGCCCUUAGACAUGUACACUCCUUUGGUGUCAUCCAUCGGGAUGUUAAGCCUAGCAACUUUCUCUAUGACCGGGAGCGCAGGAGGUAUCUGCUAGUGGACUUUGGUCUUGCGCAGCGCGUGGUAACCACUGAGCCUCCACCUGCCCAUAGCAAUGGAUCCGCAAAGCGACCGCGGGAAGAGGAGUGUGAUUCGUCGCCAGGAGCCAAACGUGUGGCAUUGGACUUGUCGCUGCGCGGACGACAUGUUUCGGUACCACGUCGCGGUGACACAAUCAAACAAACACCGCUUAAACACGUCACAAAGGUCUCAGGCUUAAACGUAAGCUGCGCUUGUGCGGGUUUGGGUGGGGUCUGCACAGGGUGUGGUCGAAGGCCAACGGCUCGGGCUCCAAGGGCGGGAACGCAGGGUUUCAGGCCCCCAGAGGUGCUCCUCAAAAGCCCCUUGCAGGGAACAGCCGUCGACGUCUGGGCUGCUGGGGUCGUACUCACCUCACUCCUUACCACCAGGUAUCCAUUCUUUCGAGCUACAGAUGAUGUGUCUGCGCUGGCCGAACUUGUGGACUUGCUGGGUUCCGCCGCCGUACAUCGUGUCGCGGCCUCUCUUCGUCGCCGCGUGGUAAUGUCAGGCAAUCGCACGGGCAUCUGCCUUCGCAAGUUGGCGCAGCGUCUACGUAACCCAGCUCCCCCUCCGUGCCCUUACCCCGCGUGUCUCCGUUGCCGUCUUCCCGCCCCGCAGUGUCUCUGCCUCACCACAGAUACGCAGGAGCGCAACCUGGAAACGAUAGUAGUGGAUGACCUUCCGGAGGCAGCUUUUAAUCUAGCAGCGCGGCUGUUGGACCCCGACCCUCGUACGCGCAUUACGGCUGACCAGGCGUUAAGGCAUCCUUUCUUAGCGCAUCUGCCCCACUGACCACCAAGCCAUAGAUAAUGGAGGAAAUAAUGAGAGCCGACAGAGUAAGGUCGGUAAACAAAAAUAGGAACCAAAAUUAAAUCUAGUUUUAAUACAUGUGAAACCAUUUUUGCCUAUGAAGUUUGACAGUGCACUAUUGGAUAUUUUAAUAGUAUUCCAAUUAUGACCAAUAAUGGCCACUUUUAUGUGCCAAAUUUUAGGUUUUUACCUACUAGUACAUGAUGUAGUUUUAAUUAUUUAUAUAUUUUUAUAAAUGUCGCCUUACUUCAAUCCCUGUCUCAAGUCGAAUUUGCAGGUUGUGAUUGUUAAGAACUUUAGCCAAAAUAGGUUUGCGUUUGGUUGUAUGUUUCCUCCAUGAGUCAUUGACGCUAAAGUUGAUGUAUUUUUCUUACCAACUUAAUUCUUGUUACCAUUAGGAGGCCAAAUCACCCAAUAUUACCUCAUUAUUUAUUUAAAUGCGCACAAAUGGUGUUCUUUUUACUUUGACUUGUCAAUUUUUAUUUUAAAGCUUUAACUUUAUGGAAAUCAUACUGAACACAUUGUAGUGAUUUAAAAACAACCAUUUAAUAAAUUGCUUUUACCAUUUUUUUGUAAUAGAGAUCUCAGAUUAAUUUUAAGGUUUCAAUUCAAAUCUCUUGAAGUUAGUUAUUUGUGGAAUUUUGGACUAUUAUAGUAAAUUUGUUAAUUUUCCAAGAAAAUUAAAUUGAUAUAUGUACAAUGAAGGCAAAAUUAAUAUUUGGAAUACCUGCUUAGAAUUGAUAAGUAACAUGUCUUCCUCAACAGUGUUCAUUAGCUGUUAAUAAGUGCCUUGCACAUGAAUUGUUGUGCCUUGUUAAAAUAAAUAUUUUAAAUGAU
Messenger RNA from Pieris napi, 2469 nucleotides. RefSeq names its product cell division cycle 7-related protein kinase-like (gene Cdc7). The record is from RefSeq and is a predicted model, not a curated record. The transcript is spliced from 10 exons. The coding region runs from base 196 to 1614 and encodes 472 amino acids. Gene Ontology annotation, cellular component: nucleus. Gene Ontology annotation, biological process: protein phosphorylation; mitotic DNA damage checkpoint signaling. Gene Ontology annotation, molecular function: protein serine/threonine kinase activity; ATP binding. NCBI's taxonomy places the organism in Eukaryota, Metazoa, Arthropoda, Insecta, Lepidoptera, Pieridae.